UACAGAUAGACCUUCCCUGGCCUGUCAUCUGCCUGGAUAGCACCUGGCACUGCAGAGUGAUAGUUUACAUUCAAGAGAAAAUAAUCCAGAAAAAGAACAAGCAGAUCAAGAUGUGCAGCUCUGUGGCUGCCAAAUUGUGGUUUUUGACAGAUCGCCGCAUCAGGGAAGAUUACCCCCAAAAAGAGAUCUUGCGAGCUUUGAAGGCCAAAUGUUGUGAAGAGGAACUGGACUUCAGGGCUGUGGUGAUGGACGAGGUGGUGCUAACAGUUGAACAAGGAAACCUAGGUCUGCGGAUCAAUGGAGAACUCAUUUCAGCCUAUCCCCAGGUGGUGGUAGUGAGAGUCCCCACCCCUUGGGUGCAGAGUGAUAGUGACAUCACUGUGUUGCGUCAUCUGGAGAAGAUGGGCUGCCGAUUGAUGAACCGACCUCAGGCCAUACUGAAUUGUGUUAAUAAAUUUUGGACAUUUCAAGAGUUAGCUGGCCACGGAGUUCCUCUGCCAGACACUUUCUCUUACGGUGGCCAUGAAAAUUUUGCUAAAAUGAUUGAUGAAGCAGAAGUGCUGGAAUUCCCAAUGGUAGUAAAGAAUACACGGGGUCAUAGAGGCAAGGCUGUUUUCUUGGCACGAGAUAAGCACCAUUUGGCUGAUCUAAGCCAUCUUAUUCGCCAUGAAGCUCCGUACCUGUUUCAGAAGUACGUGAAGGAAUCUCACGGACGGGAUGUGCGUGUCAUUGUCGUGGGAGGCCGUGUAGUUGGCACCAUGUUACGCUGUUCCACAGAUGGGAGGAUGCAGAGCAACUGCUCACUAGGCGGUGUGGGAAUGAUGUGCUCAUUGAGUGAACAAGGAAAGCAGCUGGCUAUCCAGGUGUCUAAUAUUCUGGGAAUGGAUGUGUGCGGCAUUGACCUAUUGAUGAAAGAUGACGGCUCCUUCUGUGUCUGCGAGGCCAAUGCAAAUGUAGGUUUCAUCGCCUUUGAUAAGGCAUGUAAUCUAGAUGUAGCUGGUAUCAUAGCGGACUAUGCCGCCUCCCUUCUGCCCUCUGGCCGGCUCACCCGGCGCAUGUCCCUGCUCUCCGUGGUGUCCACGGCCAGUGAGACUAGUGAGCCGGAGCUGGGUCCCCCUGCCAGCACUGCUGUCGACAACAUGAGCGCAAGUUCCAGCUCUGUCGACAGUGACCCUGAAAGCACGGAGCGAGAGCUGCUCACCAAGCUCCCAGGGGGCCUGUUCAACAUGAACCAGCUGCUAGCCAGUGAGAUCAAACUCCUGGUGGAGUGACUCCACCAGCCAAUAACUAACCAACAAAACCCUUGUAAAAUUUUCUUUUCAGUUCUUUUUUUCUUUUUUAACCAACUUGCAAUGCUGUUCAUGUAAGAUGCUUAGGAGGAUGAGAGAAAAUGUGUAAGAUUAUUUGGAGAGAAAAGGGGAAAUAAAUGAGACCUCUGCUGGUAACAUAUGCUGACUUUCAUUUGCAGACACUACAGAGAGGCAGAAGUGGUGAUAAUAAAAAACAAAGUGAGGCUCUCACAGUUAACUUUUAAAUCACUGUGAAAUUUGUAUGCGCUGAGGCCAUGCCGUGAGGAACACGAACAUUUUGUUCACGGUCUCACCUUUGUUUAUAACAAAACAUUUUUUUAUAUACAAAUACCCGAUAGCAUAACUUUACAUUGCAUUGUGAGAUUUGUAAAGAGUGGGAGAAACAUCUAUCUGAAUUACAGAAAUUUUUAUAUACAAAUCUGAAAAUCCUGACAUUUCACUGUUAGCAGCUUUAAUUUAUAGCUUGAGAUCUCAAGGGGCGCUCCUAUUUGAAUUCUCAUUUUUGUCUUUUUUUCCUUUUAAAAUAUGACCCAAUAAAGGCUUUUUAGUGACAAAAUUGGCAUGCUUGCAUGAUGAAAGGAAAUGAACAGUAUUGCAAUGUCUGGUAUACAAAAUAGCAUUUACUCAAUGUAGAUAAAAUUACCCUAGUUUACAAUAUGUGGAUUGACUUGUAUUUGUUAGUGCUUUAAAGUCUUUUUGAAAGACAUAUGCUCUGUUAAUGUUGCAUUUUUUUAAUACAUGCUAGUCUAACAUUCCCUGCUCUAUGCCUGCAUCUUUAACAAUGGCCAAAGUGAGAAAAAUGCUACCUUUUUGUUAACAAGAUACUGACUUGAAAUAUGUACAUUUAAAGCCUUUUCAUUUUCUUUUGGUGGUUGGACAUUUAAAGAAUAAGGUCAAGGAAAAUAUUUUUAGGGGGCAGAUCAAGGGCCUGUAAGUUCUUAAGUAUAACAGUUAAAGUUAUUUCUAAUGCCAGCAUUAUAUAUUUGCAUUUUCCACAUUUUACAAGGAAGUAUAUAUAUAUAUGUAUGUGUAUAUGUGCACGCAUG
Molecule: messenger RNA, 2356 nt
Organism: Octodon degus (degu)
Lineage: Eukaryota; Metazoa; Chordata; Mammalia; Rodentia; Octodontidae
Gene: Rimklb
Product: ribosomal modification protein rimK like family member B
Exons: 6
Coding region: 111-1271 (386 amino acids)
Biological process (GO): protein modification process
Cellular component (GO): cytoplasm
Molecular function (GO): ligase activity, forming carbon-nitrogen bonds; metal ion binding; ATP binding
Source: RefSeq, a predicted model, not a curated record